Molecule: messenger RNA, 6951 nt
Organism: Clupea harengus (Atlantic herring)
Lineage: Eukaryota; Metazoa; Chordata; Actinopteri; Clupeiformes; Clupeidae
Gene: smg7
Product: SMG7 nonsense mediated mRNA decay factor
Biological process (GO): nuclear-transcribed mRNA catabolic process, nonsense-mediated decay
Cellular component (GO): telomerase holoenzyme complex
Molecular function (GO): telomerase RNA binding; protein binding; telomeric repeat DNA binding
Source: RefSeq, a predicted model, not a curated record
GCGCCUGACUUUGUAUUCAAGCUUAGUACCCUCCCCUCUUUGGCUGCUCGAGCUAGUAGUGACUAGUGAGGAACAAUAUGGCGCCGGGAGAAACUCUAGCUUUUGAACUAGUCGUUGUCUAAAGACCGGCGAUCGGGCAGGAUGAACCUCUGCGCCCAAUAUUUACGACAGGCAGAAGCCCUCAAGGCUGACAUGACGGAUUCAAAGCUUGGUGCCGCAGAGGUCUGGACGUCACGACAGGCGCUUCAGGAUUUGUACCAGAAAAUGCUGGUGACAGACCUGGAGUAUGCGCUGGAUAAAAAAGUGGAACAAGACCUCUGGAACCAUGCUUUUAAGAAUCAAAUAACAACACUUCAGAGUCAAGCUAAGAACAGAGCCAACCCGAACCGAAGUGAAGUGCAAGCAAAUCUGUCGCUGUUUCUGGAGGCGGCGAGUGGAUUCUACACACAGUUGUUGCAAGAGCUCUGCACAGUUUUUAACGUGGACUUGCCUUGCCGUGUGAAGUCAUCUCAGCUGGGUAUCAUCAGCAAUAAACAGAGCAGCACCAGCAGCAUAGUGAAGCCCCAGCCCAGCUCUUGCUCCUACAUCUGCCAGCACUGUCUCGUUCAUCUUGGAGACAUUGCACGUUACCGCAAUCAAACCAGCCAGGCAGAAUCCUAUUACAGACAUGCAGCCCAACUCGUUCCUUCAAAUGGCCAGCCCUACAAUCAGCUUGCCAUCCUGGCCUCCUCCAAAGGAGAUCACCUCACAACCAUCUUCUACUACUGCAGGAGCAUUGCUGUCAAGUUCCCUUUCCCUGCUGCCUCCACCAACCUGCAGAAGGCUCUCUCUAAAGCUCUUGAGAGUCGUGACGAGGUGAAGUCCAAGUGGAGCGUGUCCGAUUUCAUCAAGGCCUUCAUCAAGUUCCAUGGCCACGUGUACCUCAGCAAGAGCCCGGACAAGCUCAGCACCCUGAGGGAGAAGCUGGAGGAGCAGUUCCAGCGAUUGAUUCUCCAGAAAGCGUUCAGCUCCCAGCAGCUGGUCCACAUCACGGUGAUUAACCUGUUUGAGCUCCACCACCUGCGGGACUUCACUAACGAGGCGGACGAGCCGAGCUUCAGCUCAGAUGAGCAGAUCAGUUGGUUCCAGCUCCUGGGCCUCUUCAUGUCUUUCCUGGGAGCGAUGUGCAGCCGAGUGUUACUGACGAAGAACCGGGAGGAGAUCAUGGGCGAGUGUCCUCUCCCGGCCAUCAAAGUGUCCCUGGACUGGCUGAAGCUGAGACCCACUGUCUUCACAGAGAGCGUCGUGGACAAGAGACAGUACGUCUGGCCAUGGCUUGUGUCUAUUCUCAACAGCUUCCAGCCCAAGGAAGAUGAUGUGUCGUGUGUAUCAGUCACCCCUCUCCCUGAAGAGUUUGAGCUGCAAGGCUUUUUGGCCCUCCGACCUGCCCUACGGACUCUGGACUUCUCCAAAGGGCACCAAGGCAUUGCCAUCGGCAAGGAUGGCCUUGUGGUGCACUCUCGCCAUCAGCGUCUCAUCAGCCUGGGCAAGUGGGUGGCAGACAACCAGCACGGGCUCAUCCAGUACAGGGUGAGUGACGGCCUGCUGUUGUUCAUCACCGACAUCCCAGAGAAGGUCAUCGAGGAGCCCCAAGAGAAGGACACGCCUGUCCUCCAGGAAUCGUCCAACGGCGAGCAGAUGUCCCACGAGGGCUCGCUGGGUCUCAAGUCGGUCCUGUCGGCCGGGAAGAGCCAGAACAGCGUGCUGGACAUCAGCGAGAGGCCGGUGGUCACCUUCAAGGAGAACAUCAAGCCCCGCGAGCAGAGCCGGGAGCAGGGCCAGGGCCAGGGCCAGGGUCAGGGUCAGGGGCGCGGCCAGCACCAGAGGGAUGGGGGCAAGGAACGUGCCGGCUACGGCAAGGGCAACGGAGCCGCCGGCAAGAGCGAGCAGAAGAAGGAGGGCAAGAGGAAGAGCGAGGUGAAGAAGAAUAGCCACGACAAGGCAUGCGACGCUGGGAAACAGGUACACAGCAACGAGGUGAAGACACAGGCUGACGUGAGGAAGACCCCGGUGACUGAGGCGAGGAAGACCCCCGUCACCCAGACCCAGACCACCGGCUCCUCACAGUUCAUCCCCAUCCAUCACCCAGGGGCCUUUCCUCCUCUGCCCAGCCGAGCAGGUUUCCCUCCCCCUCCGUACGUCAUCCCCCCCCCUGUGGCCUUCUCCAUGAGCCCUGGCUUCACCUUCCCCACCAGCGUCCCUGUCCCCGCCCCCUUCCUCCAGCCCGCCUCCCACGCCCAGCCCGCCGGCCAAGUGCAGUCUGGGAAACCCUCACACAUUCCCUACAGCCAGCAGCGGCCCUCCGGCCCCGGGGCCAUGACCCAGGGUCCCCCCCAGGGGCCCCAUACCCAGCCCCCUCCGCAACAGCCUUCCCAGCAGGCCUUGCAGCAGUCCGUGCAGCUCCAGGUGCAGCAGCAGCAGCAGCAGCAGCAGCAGCAGCAGUCGCCCACCAAGCAGGCUGCCCAGCUGGGCAAGAGCCCACCGCACCAUCCCGGCAUGCAGCAGUACAUGCCAGUGGCAGAGCAGCCGGGGCAGAUGUGGGGCCAGCCGCAGGCUCAGAAGAUGGCCAUGCAGAUGCCCAUGAAGCAGCAGCAGCAGCAGCAGCAGCCGCCGCCCUUCUUCAUGCCCCCCCAGGACACGCUCAAGCUCUUCGAGCACUCCAUGUCCUCCAGCGUCACCAUGCAGCCCCAGCAGCCCCCUAAUGCCAGCAUGGAGAAAAAGCUGAAGUUCCCAGAGGUCAAAGUGCAGCAGGACUUCUACUGGGAGCCGAUGUACCGCGCCUCUAUUGCCGACAGCAGGGUUGGCAUGGGGGAGCGCAUGAUCAAGCGUCAGCCGGGUGUGUUCUGCCCCGACCAGGAGAACACCACCAGGGGACCGCCAUACGAGGACAACAAGAGCUCCCCUCUUCUUCCUCCCGACCUGCUAAAAACUCUAGCGGACUUUGAGGAAGAGGAGGAGCUGGUCUUUGCUAAGCCCCCUGGCUUCUACCAGUCCAUGGCUGGCCCUCUUAGCUCUGCUCCUGGGAGAAACAUGUUUAUGCCAAAUCAGUCCAGGAUGGAAAGUGCUGAGGUGAUGAGCCAGUCCUCUUCCCUGCUAGCCCGCUCUGGAUUCCCCAUCCAGGAGAACUCCUAUCAGAACAACAGCAUUUUCAGCGAGGCCUAUGGGAAGAACAUGGUACCCACACCCAAACCCGAUGUUCCCAUGAUGCACCAGGAGCACUCGCUCUACUCCCUGUUUGAAGGAACUCCCUGGUCCCCCUCCCUGCCCGCCAGCUCUGACCACUCAACGCCUGCCAGCCAGUCGCCCCACUCCUCCAACCCCAGCAGCCUGCCUUCCUCCCCACCCACACACAGCCACCCCUCGCUGCCCUUCUCCAACUUCGGGCCGAUCGGCACGCCCGACAGCCGAGACCGAAGAGCCACCGACCGCUGGAAGGCAGAGAAGACGGGCGUGAGUGGCUUCGGGCUGGACUACCUGCCCGCCGCCUCCUCUACGGCCCCCGAGACCAGCUGGCACCAGGGGGGCCCCACCAGCAGCUGGGCCACCCAGGACAUGCCCAUGGAGGACUCCUCCACCAACCUGCUGGACAGCCUCAAGUCCAUCUGGUCGAGCUCCAUGAUGCAGCCAGGCCCGUCUGCGCUGGAGCAGCUGCUGAUGCAGCAGAAGCAGAAGCAGCAGCGCGGCCACGGCCCCAUGAACCCGCCGCAUUGAGGGGCCGCCGGAGCCCCGCGCCCGAGUCACACCUCGUACUGAACACGAAGAGGAAGAAGAAGAAGAAGAAGAAGAAGAAAAGGAAGAUGAUGAUGAUGAUGAUGAAGAAGAAGAAGAGAUGAAAAAAAAUAACACAAGCUCCAAUCGGAAAUUACCGGCGCUAGUGGCGUAUGGAGGCUGGAGACGGCGAACGAUGCGUAGCGACAGGCUCCAACACCAAACCGCUCGCCUGACCGAAAUGAGGGAGGUGCAGCCCUCUCCUCUCCUCUCCUCUCCUCUCUCUCUCUCUCUCACUCUCUCACUCUCUCUAUCUGUCUCUCUGUCUCUCACCCUGUGCCCAUUGGGGGCGGCAGUGAGGGCAUGCAAGCACCUGACCCAUCGCGCUGCUCAGCACGUAGCCGCAGCAGAACUCUGACACUGAGGAAGUAAACACGAGACUUCCUCUUUGACUGGACCCCUCCCAUCCUCCCUCCUCCAUGCUUCCCUGGUGGGGCGAGGGGUUGGUUCAAGGUUACCCUCCUCUCUCUCCUGGGUUUCAGGAUUCUGGAUCCCCCCCCUCCCCCUUCCCCCUUCCCAAACUCUGCUGACUCACGCUCUGUUAUCGGCUUCCCCUUAUGAUGUGCACGAUUCACUCUGUGCGUGUGACACACUGCACAUGCAAGAGGAGAUGUGUGUAUGUGAGUGUGUUCUGUGUGGGAGGGGGAGGUGAUGGAACUGAUGUUUUAAGGGAAAAGGAAAACAAAAACCAAAAUCAAAGGUUAAGAACCGUAUCAGAAGGACUUUUUGAGUUUUGAAGUCUAGAUUUGUUUUCUGAAUGGCAGAGGAAGGGCAGUGUGUCUCGAUGGGGGUGGAAGCAGGAGAGGAAUGAGUGAAUGAAUGAAGGGAAAAAGAGUCCUUGGCUAACCGAUCUGUUGGAACCUCGAAGCGUGUCUCGCGUCACGACUGCACCGAACACAGUUAGGCCACAGAUGCAGACGUGGACUAUGAUGUCAUUGUGACGUCCGCUCUGCUGAUGAGAGUGGAAAUGUGUUUUCAGUAAGGUGCAUCCCCACUGCACUGUAGCCAGGGAUUGCUCCAUAAGCUUAUGUGACAUUAUAGCUCAUCAAAGGAAAAGAUACCUAAAAAAUUCAACCGAAUCAAAAGGAACUAGGGGUUAGAUCAUAGCUUAUAGGGUGUAGUAUUAUUAGCUGCAAUUGAGAUUGCAAUUAUUAACAAUACUGUAUUUUGUGACUUGUUCUGUAGAGUUUUAGCUUUCUGAAAUAUUAUUGCGUAAAUAUGUUCAAUAGUUUACUGCAAACCGAGGGAGGUCCUCAUAUAUUUAAUAUGACUCUCCCCCCCCCGCUUCCUCCUCUUGUUUCUUUAAGUACGUCUUUGCUCUAGCUUACCUGCAUAACUGACAUAUUCUUUUGUUCAUGUUCUUCUGCCUUUUACUAGUUUUAAGCAGCUUUAUCAACUCUUGUGCCUGUUCAGUGUUUCUUUUUUUCUUUUCCUUUAUUUAAAAAAAAAAAAAACAACACAAAAAAAAACCCAACACACACACACACAAAAUGAUUCUAUCUAUCAUGGUUGGCACUGCUGUAGAGUUAAGACGAGCAAACGGGUCCAGCAUCAGUGCUGCUGGUUCAGCAAUACGGGGCACACAAGCCAGCGGAGACGGUUUUUAUGGGACAAGUGAGCACUUCACAACCACUAGCUGUACUCGGAUCAGUGAAAGAGCGACUCGCCGUCCUGCCUCACAGGCUGUUGUCACAAGUGAAGGCCGAGACGAAAGGGGGACACCUGGAGAUGCGUCUGUCACUCUCUUUAACUUCUUUAGUGGGAUAGGAGAAGGAACGACUUGCAAGAUAACACGACAAUAGCCAGCACCACGCCACACAAAUCAGCACAACACAUGGAACAAGUCACACCGCUACCGACUAUGGCAUCUCUCUGUACUGUCUGUAUUCUGAGGUUGUUAGGUGGUCCGUUUUGUAGGUCAGGCGGUAUCCGAAUAGGUGCACCAGAUGUGAAUUUGUGUUGACUAUUGGCUGGUAUAUCUGUAGUGAUAGAUCAAGUGUUAGGAUUGAGCUUUUAUAGUCUAGACGGGAUUAUCUCCAUGACCAUGAGGUUGGCCUGUGUCUGUUUGAGGACAGCAGUUUAAAGCUAGAGGGCGCUGUUGCAUAGGCUUAGAGUUCUAUGAAAUAUAUCCACAAUGGUCAUUUCUUUAUGGUUCAGACAGUAAAAGCGUUUUGUACGGAGAAGGGUUCUAAGAAAGACUGAGUAUCUUGUAUGAGGGGGAAAGUGUGUUUUUAUUUUCAUGUAGAGAACAUUUUAUUAAAGACAACUUAAUGAUGUGUCCAUUUGCCGUGUGAUUGUGCUACUCUUGUUGCAUUUAAAAAAAAAAAUUGUAAUUAAAAAAAUGAAAAAUUUAAUCAUAUUGAAUUUUUGGGGACAAUUUAGGCCAGAGGCUGUGGUUUGACAAAAUAAGCUGAUGAAGUCUUUGAUAUGUGUUGGACUAUUAAGCCUUAUAUAUAUUUUUUUCCUUCUUUUGGAAUUAUUAUUUUUCUUUUUAAAUCACUGGGGGUUUUCAGUACAUGCACCAGUGCUCUUUAACUGAUUUCAGAGGAAACACAACACAUGUUGAUGUUGGCCACAUGCUACCAGUGCUUGCUGUAGGUUUGGAUGUGUGGUGACACUGGGCAAGCAGCCCCCGGCAACCAUUCUGAGAAUGACCUUGAUUCUGAACUGCCAUUGUUUCUGUGUACUCCUGUGCAGGAAACACUUCCCCUCAAAUAUGGCUCUACUGUGAUGUCCACUUCACUAUUCAGUAUACGAGAUUGACCCUGCACCUUUGGGCAGCUCCGACAUUCCAUUCUGAAGUCCCCACUGGGUGUUCCAGCUGAGAAAACCGCCAGCUUUUGUUUUUACAGCAGCAUAGCACACAUUUGAAAUGUGCCCCCACCUGAGUUUGGCUUGCCAGGAGAGAAUGACCUCCUAACUUCUGCAUGAUAAUAUGGCCUUCAGAAUACUCUGUUUAGGGUGGAGGAGAUGUUAAGUUUUCUGUGAGGGGGGGGGGUUUAAAUCCCUGAGGAAGGGUUGGUUAGCGGAGUGUAGAUGUCUCCUGUUAUGGGCUUGUGUUCUGAAUUUUUGUGUUUGUCUUUCUGUAGACAUUUGGAAACGCUGGAAUCAGCUAUGCCUUUAAUAAAGUAAACCAUGUCCUCA